AUGAAGCCUCAAGAAAAAAUGAUGCACUAUCGUUGUAGCCAAAAUCAUCGCCAUAACACUUCUUUGAUUAUUGCAAAAGUUCAGGAUUUAGAGGGGCAGCAGGUGGCAACAGCACAAAAAAUUAGGACAAUCUUCACAUCCUAUCAACUAGAGGAGUUGGAGAAAGCAUUUAAUGAGGCCCAUUAUCCCGAUGUCUAUGCAAGGGAAAUGCUGGCAAUGAAAACAGAACUUCCUGAAGACAGGAUACAGGUUUGGUUUCAGAAUCGAAGGGCCAAAUGGCGGAAAAGGGAGAAGUGCUGGGGCAGGAGCAGCGUAAUGGCAGAAUAUGGGCUGUAUGGUGCGAUGGUACGUCACUCCAUUCCACUGCCAGAAUCCAUCCUCAAAUCGGCCAAGGAUGGUAUAAUGGAAUCCUGUGCUCCUUGGCUGUUGGUUCAAGAUGGCUUUCCCAUGCCCAGGCGCUUUUCUAAACCCGAAUACCAACAAUUCUUUUUAGGGAUGCACAAAAAAUCUCUGGAGGCAGCGGCUGAGGCAGGAAGGAAGCCGGAGGUGGAACGCCAGGCCCUGCCCAAGCUUGACAAGAGUGACAAGGAAGAAAGGGGCCCAGAUUCCAAAAGCACCAUUUCCCAGGAGGAACUGAGAGAGAACAGCAUUGCUGCCCUCAGGGCCAAAGCUCAGGAGCAUAGCACCAAAGUCCUGGGGACCAUCCCGGGAGAUUCUUCUACCCCAGUCAGGAAGCCAGAGAAAGAAGACGAAGCAGUCACAGCAGAGGAUGAACGGCAAAUGGAGAAGUCAGAUUUAUCACAAGAGGAAGAGAAGCUGGUUUAGAAGGAAGGGAAUGAUGGGAAAUCUGCCACCUCUCCAAAGACUGACUCCGCUAGGAGCUGCA
This is a messenger RNA of Varanus komodoensis (Komodo dragon), 886 nucleotides long. RefSeq names its product visual system homeobox 2 (gene VSX2). Gene Ontology annotation, cellular component: nucleus. Lineage: Eukaryota; Metazoa; Chordata; Lepidosauria; Squamata; Varanidae. The transcript has 5 exons. Bases 1 to 825 code for a protein of 274 amino acids. Gene Ontology annotation, molecular function: sequence-specific double-stranded DNA binding; DNA-binding transcription factor activity, RNA polymerase II-specific. The record is from RefSeq and is a predicted model, not a curated record. Gene Ontology annotation, biological process: regulation of transcription by RNA polymerase II.